GACGGGUUUUGGGUUUUCAAAAUGCCCACAACCCGGAAGCAAGCAAGAGCUCGCCAUUCGCCAUUCUCUCACCUUCCCCUUGAGAUAUACCACCUAAUCGUCAAUGAAGCGGUCAAAAGUGGUGACAUUGCAUCGCUCAAGCGUUUGCGGCUCGUGAGCAAGCAAUUCGCGUCCAAUCCAGCAGUACUUGGUGCACUGUUUCGCAAAGUCACUUUGACCAUUUCUCCGGAUCGUUUGAUGCAAGCCACUUCUGUAAUGCUGCCCUAUGUCAAGAACAUCACGUUUCAACCAACAGAAUAUGCGUGGGGGAUGACUCGGACUAUCUUCCGAGAGAUUCAAAAUAUUGCUUCAACUUCUCGAGUGCCCCCCACUAAAGAUGAGGUGGAUGCAGGGUUUGAAAAGCACAUGUUACAAGCGAACAGACUGCGCGAGCUGUUUGAGAGCGGCAAGUUGGCAAGGUCUUGGGGCAACAUGAUGAGUCGAAUGGGUGAGGGUGUUACAUUUGAGGUGGGAGAUUGGGCAUUCCAACCCUCCAAGCUCCCGAGCAGAACCCCGCUGGAAUGUGUUGCUUUUCCACAUCGUCACCUCCCCAACGACAAGAAACACAACGUCAAGAAAUGCGCUUUGAUCUAUGGAUCGUUCGGCGAGAAACUCUUCGACACAGUCAUUGCAAGUUUGAUCACGGCAAAGGUGCGCCCCAAAGGACUUAUCAUCCGUCAUCAAGUUCGGGGUGGAUCGAAGGAGUCGUACAUGUGGGCCCACGAUGGACGUCUGGAUCAGCUCGAUCUUUCCAACCUACAAACCCUAUGGUUUCAACCACAGAUACCCAGGUGGGAUGAUCAUGACGACCCUUUCGGGCACAAGGCACUUGCCAUAGAACGGUGGAGGCUGAGCAGCGUCGUCACCAAUCUAUUGGAGAAGACUGCAUCGAGCCUCCGGGAGUUUUAUCUUUUCCCUUAUCGCAACUAUGUGAUGGGCUGGCCGAUCGCCGAGAGGCAGAUUAUUGCACUUCCUCAGCUGAGAAAGAUGCGUACAUACGCUGUCUACGACAUGUACCUCCUGGCUGAUUUGGUGCGCCAGGCGCCCCAUCUGAACCACCUGACUAUGUACGGUCGACCUCUGCCAGGCAACUGGCGGGAGUUCUUUCGUGCCAUCAGGUACCAUCCUUCGCGCAUGAUUCUUAGCAUGCGCGAAAUUGUUGUAAACUAUUUACACGGACUAGGAAGAUGGGACCUGAAUUUGAAGAGAUACGAUACCGCGGCGAGAAGCACACGCAAACAUUACCAGAACAACCCGUUCAACGAUACCAUGUACAGCUUGGAGAACUACAUAUCCAACCACGGCAAGUGGAGCAAAACGUGCGAUUUUGUGUUUUUGGAGGAGAAUGCGGAACACGAUUGGGCCAACGAUUGGCACUAUAGCUUGGCCAAUGGGAGGUGGCCGGGUCUGCCAUGGACGGAUGACUAUGAGAGCGAUGAAGAGGAAAUCAGGUUUUGGAAAGGCGAUGCGUACAACGGGGAGCAACCCAUUGAUGACGAAGAAGCAAACGCCCAACUGACACGCGAUUUGGCCGAGGACGAUAGAGCGUUUGAUUCAUACGAUGAUGAGGAUGAGGAUGAGGAUGAUGAUGCAGAGGAACUCUACCCUACACGAAUGCGCAUCAGACGCCCACUCCUUGAAGAAACUCUGGAAUUCCAUCAAUACGAAGAGAGUGAGGACAGUGAGUUUUGA
Molecule: messenger RNA, 1731 nt
Organism: Periconia digitata
Lineage: Eukaryota; Fungi; Ascomycota; Dothideomycetes; Pleosporales; Periconiaceae
Source: the annotation of a GenBank genome assembly